CAGGGGCGGGGCCUGACAAGACCACUGGGGCCCGGGCGCGGGGUCUCCGCUACAGGAGGAGGAAGAUGGCGCCACGAAGGGUCAGAUCCGGGCUGCGCGGCCGGGCGCCGCCUCUGCUGCUGCUGCUGCUAGCGCUGCUCGGGCCCUGGGCGGCGGAGGGGCACGGCGGCAAGUAUUCGCGGGAGAAGAACGAGCCCGCGGGGGAGUUCCGCAUGGAGAAGCUGAACCAGCUGUGGGAGAAGGCCCAGCGGCUUCAGCUUUCUCCUGUGGAACUGUCUGAGCUCCAUGCUGAUCUGAAGAUCCAAGAAAGGGAUGAAUUCAGCUGGAAGAAAUUGAAGGCCGAAGGCUUGGAUGAAGACGGAGAGAAAGAAGCAAAACUUAUACGCAAUCUCAAUGUCAUUCUGGCCAAGUAUGGUCUGGACGGGAGGAAGGACGCCCGGGCGGUCAGCGGCAACUCCCUCGGCGACGGCACGGAGCAGGAUGGCCUGGAAGACCCCAGGCUGGAGAAGCUGUGGCACAAGGCAAAGACCUCUGGGAAGUUCUCCAGGGAAGAGCUGGACAAGCUGUGGCGGGAGUUUCAGCACCACAAAGAGAAAGUUCGCGAGUAUAAUGUCUUGCUGGAGACCCUGAGCAGAACUGAAGAGAUUCAGGAGAACGCUAUCAGCCCCGAGGACGUGAGCCACAGGCAGGCGGAGGUGCUGGGGGCCAGGCACGUGGAGCUGCAGGACCGGCUGCGGGGCAUCAGUCAGGGCUUCGACCGCCUACGGAAAGUCAGCCACCAGGGUUACGGCGGGGACGCCGAGUUCGAGGAGCCCCGGGUGAUUGACCUGUGGGACCUGGCCAGGUCAGCCAACUUCACUGAGAAGGAGCUGGAGUCGUUUCGGGAGGAGCUGAAGCACUUUGAAGUCAAAAUUGAAAAGCAUAACCACUACCAGAAGCAGCUAGAAAUUUCUCAUCAAAAACUGAAACACGUGGAGAGAUUUGGUGACGAAGAGCACGUCAGCCGGAACAAAGAGCGCUACGCCAUGCUGGAGGAGAAGACCAAGGAGCUGGGCUACAAGGUCAAGAAGCACUUACAGGACCUGUCCAGCCGGGUCUCGAGAGCGCGCCACAACGAGCUGUGACGGGCGUUGCAGUGCAGUCCUGACGACGGGCCACGUGCUCUGGGGGGGCCUCUGUGAGCAGGACCUCGGGAGGGCGAGAUGGGUCCUCAGCAGUGCGGGGUGGCCUCAUGCUGGGGCGCCUGGCGGAGGGUCUGUGAGAUCGCGCCCCAGCUGGCCGCACAAGCAGAGCUGGCGUCCCAGCGGCGGGAACGGGUCCCAGCUGCCCGUGGGGAGGGGGUCCUCCGUGCUCUGACACCAGAGUCAGGCUCUUAUAAAGCUGCUGCUGGGAACACUAUACACCAGU
Molecule: messenger RNA, 1407 nt
Organism: Rhinolophus ferrumequinum (greater horseshoe bat)
Lineage: Eukaryota; Metazoa; Chordata; Mammalia; Chiroptera; Rhinolophidae
Gene: LRPAP1
Product: LDL receptor related protein associated protein 1
Exons: 8
Coding region: 66-1124 (352 amino acids)
Biological process (GO): negative regulation of receptor internalization; negative regulation of very-low-density lipoprotein particle clearance
Cellular component (GO): endoplasmic reticulum; endoplasmic reticulum-Golgi intermediate compartment; cis-Golgi network
Molecular function (GO): low-density lipoprotein particle receptor binding; very-low-density lipoprotein particle receptor binding; receptor antagonist activity
Source: RefSeq, a predicted model, not a curated record